UUAUCAACAAAACUAUAUUAUCAAUUAGAAAUAGUUCUUAAUUCACUGCACAAAAUGAGAUCAUUUAGCUCCCUUAUUUUUAUCAAAUUCGUACUGUUUCGUAAGCAAUUUGCUUAACGCUUAUUUAAUAAACGUAAAAAAAAUUAAGAUUUAAUAUGUCUCAGUUAUUACUGUGCAGAGUGUGCCUAGCCAGCAACGUAACUGUUUAUAACAUAUUGAACUCCUGCCUUCAAGAAAUGUACGAGAAAUUAACUAGAUUACCGCUCCAUGCAGACGACGGCAAGCCAAGCACAGUGUGCAACGUGUGCCUGGCGUUGCUGCGGAGGAGUUACCAGCUGUGGGUGCAGUCCGUCACCUCUGACCGACUGCUGAGCAGGCUGCUGGCUGCUAACAAUGAGCUAACACAAGAUUUGAUUGGACACAUAGACAGACGAGGGCACAAGCUAGCAACAAGCUUUACUAUUAAAACCGAGCAUUUUGACAUAGAGCCCGGUGGGGAACUAGUAGAGAUUGAAAUUAAAGCAUUGAAGGAAGAACCCGAAGUGUUAUCAGACCACGAAGCCCGGGAUAACGAGGACCGUGUCUCCACCAAAGAGGCUUCAGACUCUGAGGAUGACAUUCCUCUGCUCGCCAUCAGCCAGAAGAAAGAGAAGAAUGUCACCAAUAAAGACAAAGAGUUUUUAAAAGGUUUCAAGUCUGGUUACGCCCGAGAACUGAUACUGACAACGGAGCAGCAGCUGGCGGAGCUGCGCGCGCGCGGCACCUCUGCCAACUACCUGCACGCGCCGCUCAAGUGCGCCCCCUGCCGGCGCGGGUACGUCGAGCCCACGGCGUUCAACAACCACCGGGUUAAACACGAUCCGAAAAGUGGGUCCCACGUGUGUGAGAUCUGCACGAUGCGGUACAAGACUGCGCGCAAACUGCGCGCGCACGUCGUGACUGCGCACGAACGGCGCUACCAAUGCAACACAUGCUCGCAUCGCUCGCACACCGCGUCGCAAGCGCGCGAGCACGAGAAAUGGCACCUCGGCCACUUAUACGUGUGCGCGCUGUGCGGGCACGCAUCGCGCGCGUCCACGUCGCACCUGACGCACCUGCGCGCGCGCCACCGCACGCAGCACGUGUGCGCCGCGUGCGGGGACAGUUUCGUCGGCGCGCACGGCCUGCGCAUGCACGAGAACAAGGCGCACCGGGAUUCUGACCCCGUUCCUGACGACUCUCCGGCAUCCGAGCGCUACUGCGCCGAAUGCGACAUACAGUUUGUGACGCUCCUCGCCUGGAAGCGGCACAUCCUCAGCGCCGCCAACCACGCCUUCAAGCGAGACAAGGGAGUGUGCGCGAUCUGCGGCCCCGCGUGUCCGGGCGACGGGACUCACCUCAAGGAGAGAGUAAAGGCGCUCCGCGUCCGCAACAAGGCGCCCGCGUCACGCGCCACACUCACUUGUGAACAGUGUGGGUCCUCGUUCGCAAACGGGUCUAAGCUGCAAGCGCACGUCAAGAGGGUACACCUGGGCGUGAAAUACAGAAAGCACGUCGUUUGUGAAGUCUGCGGCAAAAGCUGUACGUCCAACGCGUCACUAAAAUACCACCAGCGCACACACACAGGGGAAAAACCAUAUCCCUGCCAAACUUGCCCGAAGAGGUUCGCGGAUAGCAACCAGCUGCGAAUACAUACGCGUCGGCACACCGGAGAGCGGCCGUACCUCUGCCGACACUGCCCGAGGACCUUCACGCAGAAACCCGCACUCAACAGGCACUAUAGGGUGCACACGGGGGCCAAGCCGUACUCCUGUCAGUACUGCGCGAAGUGCUUCAGCCAGUCCAACUCCCUUAAGUUGCACGUGCGGACAGUACACCUCAAGAUGUCGACUAAGAGGCGGGACGAUAAGAAAGACGGGCUGAUUUUAGACAAAAUUGAAUAAAGAUAAAUCAUGUCAAUAAAUUUAAAAGUGGAAAACCCCACUGCACUGGCGCUCCACAGAAUGCUACUCCGGGUUCGAAAUUAUCAAGAUUACGCAUCGCGAUAAUUAUCGCAAUAUUUAUAGGAAAUUUACUUGUUGCAUUUUUCCAUAAGAAAAAUAACGCUUUAUUGUUUCAUAACAAAUUUUAACACAAAACAAACACAAAAAAUAGAAAUCAUAUUUUUUGCACACAUG
This is a messenger RNA of Leguminivora glycinivorella, 2156 nucleotides long. RefSeq names its product zinc finger protein 436-like. Gene Ontology annotation, biological process: regulation of transcription by RNA polymerase II. The transcript has 12 exons. The record is from RefSeq and is a predicted model, not a curated record. Gene Ontology annotation, molecular function: DNA-binding transcription factor activity, RNA polymerase II-specific; RNA polymerase II cis-regulatory region sequence-specific DNA binding; zinc ion binding. NCBI's taxonomy places the organism in Eukaryota, Metazoa, Arthropoda, Insecta, Lepidoptera, Tortricidae. The coding region runs from base 156 to 1922 and encodes 588 amino acids. Gene Ontology annotation, cellular component: nucleus.